ACAAUUGUUAAUUUGGUCCCUCCUAGCAGGGAAGAAAAGUGCCACUUUGAUCCUAGAGGGGAAAAAAAGCCCUGUUUCGUACGGGUGGUGUGAAAAUGUCUUCUUUUCCUCUCUUUCCUAUUUUUUAUCCCUUACCUAGGUAAGUACAUCUGUACUACAUCUGUAUAUCUAGAUGUACAGAUAUAGUGCACAAGUAUUGCAUAAUCUUUUGUCAUCGUAUUUUUUCGGAAACGUUCGUAUUUGUCAUGCUACUUCAGUCAAACUUAGUACUUUUUGUACGUUCGUGCGUUUCCUUGAAAAUACGCUCGUAUAUUUGUCCUAAUAGCAUGUUGUUUUCCAACCUUUUUUUCCCCAGAAUAUGGAAAAAAUGAAUGAAGAAACCUUCAUAAUAAAUAAUUGCCUCCAUCAAGAGAAUUUCCAUACUAUAUAAGCGAACAUUGGUCUAAACAUGCAAAAAUCCGAACGCAAAUCCUCAAAAGAUACAAACCCUGAAACAACUAGCGAAAAGGGUAAAAAGAAAAAAAACGAGAAAAAAGGUUAUUUUAACGAGUCCUCAUCGUCGGGGGACGAUGGAUGGUUUUUCACGAUUGCCGAUUCUGAUAGCACAGAAAGUAAAACGGAUGCCAAGAAAGAAAAAGAAGAUAAGGAUAAAAGAGAUCUAAGGGCUAACCCACUGAAGGACUCUGAGACCUCUGACAGUGAUGAGAAACGUAAAAAAGAAAAGAGUGGAAAAAGCACUACUAAAUCAGAUGGACCUUUAAAAGAUUCCGGAUCUUCCGACAGUAAUGGUAAAAACAAGAAAAACAAAAAUGAUAAUGAUAGAAAAAACACAGUUAACUCAGGCGGUCCAUUAAAGGAUUCUGAAUCUUCUGACAGUAAUGGUAAAAACAAGAAAAACAAAAAUGAAAAUGAUAGAAAAAACACAGUUAACUCAGGCGGUCCAUUAAAGGAUUCCGAAUCUUCUGACAUUGAUGGUAAAAAUAAGAAAAAUAAAAAUGAUAGAAAAAACGCAGUUAGAUCAGACGGUCCAUUAAAGGAUUCUGAAUCUUCUGACAGUAACAGUAAAAAUAAGAACAUCAAAAACGAAAAUGCUAGAAAAAGCAGCAAUAAACCAGGAGAACGUUCCAAAACAUCAUCGUUUCUAAAUAAACUUCUCAAAGAUUCUGAUUCCACUGACAGUGAUAGCGGUAAAAACAGGAAAAUUAAAAAAGAAGGUAAAAAGGGAAGAGAUAGCUCACUUACAGCUAAUUUGCUAAAGGAUUCUGAAUCAGAAGUCAGUAAGGAGAAAACUCAGAAAGUAAGUAAUAGAAAAGGCAGUAUUACAGUUGACAACAAUUCCCCAUUAAAAGACUCGGACUCUUCUGAUAGUAAUAGAAAAAAUAAGAACAGUAAACCAGAAGAAAAGAAAGGCGGCACUAAAGCAGCUGAUCUGCUGAAAGAUUCUGACUCUUCUGUCAGUAACGGUAAAAAUAGAAAAAGCAAAGAAAAUGUUAGGAAAGAAAUUACGAAAAAGCAACAAUCUAAAACAUUAAAGGACGCAGAAUCUUCUGACAGUGACGUUGGUAAUAAAAAUACGAAGAAAAAGAAAGAAAAUGUGAAAAAAGAUAACAAAAUAGCCAAAACAGACUAUGCGUCUUCGGACAGUGACGAAAUUAAUGAAAAAAGAAUAGCCGAUAAUAAUGCUAAAUUAAAUUACAAACCUUCUGACAGUGACAUUUAUAAUAACAAGAAGGAAAGUGUUACAAAAGGUUAUGAGUCUUCAAAUAAAGAUACUGUUAAUAGAAAAAAUAUAAUUGAACCAUAUAAAAACUAUGAAUCUUCAGAGAGCGAUAUUGAAAAUGAUAAUACAAAGAAGAAAAAUAAAGCAACAAAAUGAUAAAACUGUACUUUCUAUUGCUAAACAGAACACCGGCCAUUAAGUCACAAGAAUCUGUCGCUAAAAAGCCGCCAUACAAUCCAAGUUACGAUCUCAUUUUAAAAUGACAUCCUGAAUAGGGUUGUUUCCAUCUACAAAUCUUAGGGCAGAAUUGUAUCCCAAUAAAUUCUUUUGGAUUAUAAGAAUAUGUUAAACUACUUUUAGGGGACCUGUAAUGACCAUAUUUUUGUAAAUAUUGAAUUUAAAAUAUAUUGUGGCACACGUCACGUGACCAAACUCGAAACGUCAUUGAAGAUUCUGAUGACGUCACAACUCUCGGAUUGACACUGUUGACAGUUAGACGAUGAACAACAAAUGACAAAUGUCAGUUGACAGUUCGUAUCUUCUACGUGUGUAUGUAUGUUAUGUGUCAAACUAUAAACUGUGACUUCACACAAUUUUCAAAGAGCGUUUUGGGCGCGAAAGCACCUGUCAAAAUAUAUUUUAUUAAUUUAACAUAUUUAAAGCCGUUUUUAGUAUAAAAAUUUAAUUUUAGGGCAACUUUUAGUUAAUAUAGAACGUAAUACAAGCGUUUCAAAAAAUUGGAAACAACCCUAUUAACAUGAAACUUAGCAUGAACAUUUAAGCAUAGAGAAAUAAGUAACAUAGAGUGCUCACUCCAUACAUCAGUUUAGGUACCGAAACGAAACGCUUAUUAUUUUCGUAGUCGACAUCCAACAUCGAGUAGCGGAAUUAUCAGUACUGCUACUUGACACUAGAUGUCAUGAGUGCCGCGACUGACGAAAAUUGUAUUGCUCAACAAUUUACAACUAAUAUUACAAGCAGGAGUUGAAAAUAGAGUUCCGGUAAUGCAAGAAGAAAUAUCUCAGACAAAAGCAAGAAGAACAUUGGUAUUGAUUCUAUUGAUACACAAUUACGCAUACUUUGCGGACAUAAAGUGGUAAGGCGCGUAUUUUUUACAUGUUCAUUAUUAUUGGUUUUAAUAUCAAAACGACCCACCUAUAUGUAAUAUGUACGUCGCAGCCAUCUGGUUAUAUUAGUCAGCUAAUUAGACGCCUAGCCCGUUCAUUAAAAGCCGGCUAAUUAAACGGCGGAAGAAUAACUAACCAAGUCAUUGAUCGCAUCGUUAACCAGGUGGCUGAACGUCGUCUAGUCAUUUAGUUAAAUUGGACAUUGAUGAAUUUAUGAUGUUUGUUUAGGUUAGGUUAUUGUACAUUUUUAUACGUUAUUUCAUUUCUGUAAGUUUUUAGGUUACGUUUAAAUCACUUGGCUGAGUGAACUAGUCGUUUUCAAGGUUUGACUUUCAAUA
Messenger RNA from Cydia pomonella (codling moth), 3185 nucleotides. RefSeq names its product dentin sialophosphoprotein-like. The transcript has a single exon. The record is from RefSeq and is a predicted model, not a curated record. The coding region runs from base 449 to 1876 and encodes 475 amino acids. NCBI's taxonomy places the organism in Eukaryota, Metazoa, Arthropoda, Insecta, Lepidoptera, Tortricidae.